This is a messenger RNA of Cottoperca gobio, 2792 nucleotides long. RefSeq names its product coiled-coil domain-containing protein 177. NCBI's taxonomy places the organism in Eukaryota, Metazoa, Chordata, Actinopteri, Perciformes, Bovichtidae. The transcript has a single exon. The coding region runs from base 1 to 1701 and encodes 566 amino acids. The record is from RefSeq and is a predicted model, not a curated record.
AUGGGGGAGCGGAAGUCCACGUCUCUUGGACUUCGUUUGGACCUGAACAACUUUGACUCGGCCGAAGCAGAGAGGAGUCGGUAUGUUUUAACGAGUCCCCGCUCACUGGAGUCAUGCACACGACUCGGCAUCAAACCUGUUGAACUUCUGAUCAAAUCGCUAAACGAGUUGAUAGCUGAGCAGCAUGACGUGCCCUUUGGGGCCAUGAGAGUCAUGCAUGAAUCCUAUGAGAAGGAGAGAAUGAAGCUUUUACAAAUGUGCCGACAGGAGAGGGAGAGGAUUAUCCGGGAGGCUGCUGGGGACAGGUGGCCAGGCAGUGAUAAAGUGUCAGGCCUGGAAGUGGUGCCUGACAUCAAACUGAAGGAUCACUCAAGGGACAGACACACAAUGGGCCCCAUUCCGUAUGCAGAUCUGUGCUUUAAAGGGGAAUAUACAAGCAGGAACUCUAACAGAGAGCCAGACAGGAGCACAGUCUGCAGCUUCAGUCUGGGAGACCUCCGACACACCCCAGCCACUGAGAUGAAGCUGGAGAGGCUCACCAAGGACAUCAACAAGGAGAUGUGUGUCACACUAUCAGAGAAGGACCGAAAGAUAGCAGCUCUCAUGUUGGUGAAGCACCAAGAGGAGCAGGCCUGUCUGAGGCUCCGUCAGCAAGAGGAACAGGAGCGACAGGAGGCCCGCAGGCAGGAGGAGGCUCAGAGGGCUCAGGCAGAGAAAAGGAGAAGGAAGGAACUGAAGCGGAGUAUGCAACGCUGGCACAAGGACCUGGGGGACCGCAGGAGGCUGAGGGAGCGUCAGGAGAAAGAGAAAGCAGUACAACUGGAGCUGGAGGUGGUGCUGCAAGAAGACCGCUGGAGGAGGCUGAAAGAGGAGGUGGAGGGACAACGCAGAGAAAAGAUAGAGGCUGCACAGAAAGAGGCAGGGGGGCGCAAACGGUACCAGGAGAAGCUGCUGAGGGACAAGGAGGAAGUAGAGAAAAGGGAGCGAGAGAGGGAAAGACAGCUGGCAGUGGAGAAGGAGCUGAGGGCCAGGAGGAGCAAAGUGUCGCAGGAGAAGCAAGAAAGAAAGAGGCUGCAGGAGGGAAAUCACAGCAAGCUGCUACGGCACAUCCUGCUGAAACAGCAGGUAGCACAGCAGGUGGAGGAAGAGGAGGCACAGAUGAGGAGCACACUUAAGAAGAAGCUGCAGCACUCCUGCGGGAAACAUGCCCAGGCUGUAAAGGCUCGGAUAAGGGAGCUGCAGGAGCGGGCGGCCCGGGAGGAGGAGCAGAUUCAGAGAGCACAGCUGAGUGCCAAGCUGCAGAACUACCAGCAGAUCACACACAAACAGAUCCUGGUCCACCUGAGCCAGCGUCGCACGGAGAGAGCCACCUUGCACGCCUCGGCACAGCAGAAAAACAGAGCUCAGCAAACACAUCAGCACAACAAACACAGGCAGCUCUGCCACCAGAGGCUGAGGGAGAGGAUGCAGAAAGAGGAGGCGGCCACGAGGAACCUCAGAGAGAGCUGCGUCUUCAUGAAGGAUGUGAGGAGGGAGCGGCUGAGGAGACAGCGGGAGCAGAUACAGGAGGAGGCGCACAGGCUGGCUCAGGCCUCCUUUCACAUGAGACAAAGAGUGAGACAGCAGACACACAGUCGAACCUUUGAUCAGAUGGCUCGGGAGGCUCAGUUGACUGCCUCCAUGAGCUGCAUGAAACUAUGAAAGUGAUGAUAAACCCUGUUAACAACAUCCUGACUUCAGAAACUCCACAUCAGCUCCUGCUCUCAUAGGUUUGAGUACAGUUCAGGCAUUAAAUGACGCACUCAGCCAGAGCUGCAGAAGAAUAAGUGAACACCUCUCCUGCAAACUAGAAAUGUAGCGAGGACGUGUCAUACAAGUAUGUAAAUGUGUUUAGAAUAACCAGGGUGAAGCUGGAGGAUGAAUGUUGGGCUUCAGAGCUGCACAGGAACAUGCCAUGGGUCAUUAUCAUGUAAGAGCUGUGCUUUUUAGGGUGUAAUGACUAACAAAGUUAAUGCCUUAUUUGAUGAGUCCCUAUAUGUGCCAUAUAUUUGACGGUGACAUUUCAUUUUAUGAAGGUUUAGAAUGAAACUAUGGCGCUCUGUCUCACCUUGUAGGGACCUCCCAUUAGGAUUCAAAACACUAAAGCAGGUCUUUACAGAUGUGGUUCCCAACCUUUUGUUUUGGAUUGUGACCGCAUUCAAUGAAGCAAUGUCUUGUUGGGACCCCUCAUGUCAGGCUGCAUUUGUCUAUGAGCUGAGAACAAUUCAACCAGAUCAAAAUAUUCUAUAAAAAAAAGUCUGAUAGAAUAAACUUAAUGGACCCAAUGCUUCAUGGUAUAAUCAGCUUCCAUAUAUAGUAACAACAACAUAUCUCUACUCUGUGAGCCACAGCACAGAUUUGUUUCACUUAGCUUAUACAGCACACACAUGAUGGUUACACAUGUAGGGGAUGGGGGAUCAACUUCCAACAUGGAAUUGGAAGAGAAAGUUGAGCAGUGACAGGGAAGUCCUUGGGGUGCUUGAAGGCUGACAUCAGUGUUUUGAAUUUAAUAUGUGAUGUUUAGCACCAUUGUGUUGAUUUUUUUUUACUGGUCCGGUCCAGUACAAGCAAAUACUGAGAUGCAUUCACAUUGUAUGCCACCAUCCAUUCUGCCAUCCAGCCACUCUCCCUCGAUAUUUAUCCUAAAUAAGGCAUGCCAUCAAUUGUUUACCUAAAGAUGGAUCCCCUCGAUGGCUCCUCCAAUCCUAGUCAACACAUUCUAAGUAAGUACAGUCACAGCAUCUCCCUGACCU